This is a messenger RNA of Cajanus cajan (pigeon pea), 1008 nucleotides long. RefSeq names its product ADP-ribosylation factor 1. Gene Ontology annotation, molecular function: GTP binding; GTPase activity. The record is from RefSeq and is a predicted model, not a curated record. NCBI's taxonomy places the organism in Eukaryota, Viridiplantae, Streptophyta, Magnoliopsida, Fabales, Fabaceae.
GCUCAUGCCCAAAUAAGUGGGUCAAAUCCAAAAAAUUAACUUAACUCUCACAUUGAUUUCCGAAUUUGGGGUGACCUUAUACAGACAGAGAGUGAGCAAUAGUUAUUGUUCCUCUGAAUCUACAUCUCUAACGAUUUAUCUCUCUCUUUUCAUUUCUCAUCAUAUAAUGGGGUUGUCUUUUGGCAAGGUUUUCUCUCGCCUCUUUGCUAAGAAAGAGAUGCGAAUUCUUAUGGUUGGUCUUGAUGCCGCUGGUAAAACCACAAUAUUGUAUAAACUCAAGUUAGGGGAGAUUGUUACCACCAUUCCAACUAUUGGAUUUAACGUGGAAACUGUGGAGUAUAAGAACAUUAGCUUCACUGUGUGGGAUGUUGGUGGUCAGGAUAAGAUUCGACCAUUGUGGAGACACUACUUCCAAAACACACAAGGGCUUAUUUUUGUGGUGGACAGCAAUGAUCGUGAUCGAGUUGUUGAGGCUAGAGAUGAGUUGCACAGGAUGCUGAAUGAGGAUGAAUUAAGAGAUGCUGUAUUGCUUGUUUUUGCAAACAAACAAGAUCUUCCUAAUGCAAUGAAUGCUGCUGAAAUAACUGAUAGGCUUGGUCUAAACUCUCUGCGACAGCGCCACUGGUAUAUCCAAAGUACAUGUGCUACUUCUGGUGAAGGUUUAUACGAGGGACUAGACUGGCUUUCAAAUAACAUUUCAAGCAACAAGGUUUCCCUUAAAAAAUAAAAUUGUUUUGGUCUACAACAAGGUUCCAUGUUGCAGUUACAUUUCUCCCCUCCUAGUUGCUGCUUUUUAUCAUGUUUGCUCUCUUCCUUUCAGGGACGCUAGAGAUAUCAUUGGAUGCUGAUACUUUUUCCGGAAUGUGAUGGCAACACACUUUCUGAUAAAUUGUUGGCAUCAAUGCUGUUGUGUUGUAGUUUUUAUGAUCACUCCUUUUAUAUUGUUUUCACAAUUAUUCUUUUGUCUUGUUUAAUUGGGUUUUAAUUCAAAUAAAUACUAUUUAUGUA